Messenger RNA from Danaus plexippus (monarch butterfly), 546 nucleotides. RefSeq names its product cuticle protein 1 (gene CPH1). The coding region runs from base 58 to 333 and encodes 91 amino acids. Gene Ontology annotation, molecular function: structural constituent of cuticle. The transcript has 3 exons. Lineage: Eukaryota; Metazoa; Arthropoda; Insecta; Lepidoptera; Nymphalidae. The record is from RefSeq and is a predicted model, not a curated record.
UGUGAGCCUCAUAGCAAAUGUAUCAGUCUCACUAACAAGUCGAGAGGAUAUACAACCAUGUACGCUAAACUGUUCAUCGUUUGCGCCGUCGCCGUGGUAGCGCUUGCCCGCGAGUACCCGGCCGGUCUCCACCCAGCUGUCUGCCCCAACUACCCAUACUGCGACGCCACCGCCUUCCAGAGAUUCACCCCUGAAGGACAACCCAUCCCCGAAUGGGUUUACAACCCAUCCAUCCUUCCACAAGCACCAGUAGACCCCAACGCCAACCUCGCUGCCAGGUACCCAGCCAACUUCAACGCUGCCGCCUGCCCCAACUACCCCUACUGCCACUGAACAGUCCGAGCGCUACAUCGUACUCGAUAAAAGAAUUUCAUGAAAGAUAUGAUUUUAUAAAAAACACAUUUUUUUGAAAUUCCACAGCUAUCGACCGCACUGCCAUAUUUACUCUGUACCUUAUUGUAAAUAAAAAAAACAAACAGGUUCGUUCUCGAUUCGUUUAUGAAAAAUAAAUAAUGUAAAAAUGUAAAUAAAUAUGGUAUAAAUAUG